Molecule: messenger RNA, 2742 nt
Organism: Closterium sp. NIES-65
Lineage: Eukaryota; Viridiplantae; Streptophyta; Zygnematophyceae; Desmidiales; Closteriaceae
Source: the annotation of a GenBank genome assembly
AUGGAGCAAAUUCUGGCGGACGAGGCGCGGGGGGAUGUGCUUGUGAUCGACGGCCGGCAGGUGGCGGGCGGCGGCGACGUGGCGGCUCUGUGGAGCGCGUGCGAGGAGAGGGUGGCCGUUAGGGGCGCGCGCAGCGUGGAGUGGAGGGCAGAGGGCGUGCUGCGCAAGAAGCUCACCACACCGCAUGCCAUCUCGCAGGUGCUGCCCUCAUUCCAUUGCUCUCACGCCAUUGCUCCCAAUGCCUGCUUAGCAUCAUUGCGACCCAUCACCACAUCUCACUCCAUCCUCCUACCUUCCCCUAACCUCCCACGCAUACCAGCUCGCUUCCCGCUCCCCCCUCUCCCCACCCUUCCUCCUCACCACCCAUCCGUGCCUGUGCCCUCUCCGGCCAUGAGUGCAGGCAGCAUGGGUGCGAAUGCACGGGGAGGCGGCGCUCUCAUCACUCGCGCUGCUGCACGCGCAUGGCCUCACACUCGCCGCCACCAAUGGUCAGUCCCUCCUGCUCCCUCCUGCUCCCUCCACGGCGAGCUGCAAGGGGUCAAGCCGAUGAGCAAACGAUGGGGUGCUGGUGGUGACAUGCACGAGAUGCCGCUGCCCUUCGCCUGCUCGCGCCUCUGGCCCCUCCCCAUCGGCCUGCUGCUGCAGCCCCUGCCGUCCCAGCCGUCUCUGCAUUCCCUGCCCACACAAACACACGCCUUCCCCCCAUCUACACCUCUCCCCAUGCACCCCCUCUCCCCUUUCGCCUCCGCACCUUUUCCGGCCUCCCCUCCAUUCGCCUUCCCCAUCCCCACUGCCACUGCUCCCUUCCCCUCGCCCGCCUCCCCCAUUCCGUUCCCGGCUCUCUCCCCCCACACGUCUGCCAUCACCCCCUCCCUACCUGCUCCUGCCACUGCCGCCACCGCCGGUGCUGGUGGGGCAGCUGGCGGGCAGGCAGGGCGGGCAGCGGGUGGCGCGAUGGGUGCUGUUGACUGGGCGGAUGGGGCAGUGGGUGGGGCGCACAUGGGGGGUGCUUUCAUGGAGGCAGGGUGCUUCACGCUCUCACAUGCUCAUGAGGAACUGCAGCCAGUGGCCAUGGAGGUCGGGCCACCGUGGCAGCAGGGAGGGGGCGAGGAGGUGCUGUGGUCAUCCACCGAGGUGCCGCUGCUCGCCACCUUCAACCACGCAACCUGUCUUUCACUGGCAACUUCAUGUGCGUCCACACCAUCAUGUGCGGCCACACCAUCAUGUGCGUCCACACCAUCAUGUGCGUCCACACCAUCAUGUGCGUCCACACCAUCAUGUGCGUCCACACCAUCAUGUGCGUCCACACCAUCAUGUGCGUCCACACCAUCAUGUGCGUCCACACCAUCAUGUGCGUCCACACCAUCAUGUGCGUCCACACCAUCAUGUGCGUCCACACCAUCAUUUGCGUCCACACCAUCAUGUGCGGCCACACCAUCAUUUGCGUCCACACCAUCAUGUGCGGCCACACCACACCAUCAUGUUCACUCCAACCAUUGCUUCACUUCCCACCGUCCAUCCUCUCACCACUCUUAUGCACACUCCAUGCUCAAGUGGCCCAUCUACUCUCCGCCUUCCCCCUUUGCGCACACCACAACCCUUCCCCCCUCAGCCCGCCGCCAGCACUCCGUGUGGCACCUGCGCUACCUCCCGCACCGCUUCCUGCACCAAUCACCUGACGCCACGUCAGCAGCAGAGCUGGACCCGCUACUUGCCGGGCUGAGCCCCGUGUCUCCUGCAACAGCUGCAGCUGCUGGGAGGGCGGGGGGCCAGGAGAGCAUGUCGGCAGGGAGAGGGGGCGGUGGGGGUGGGGGGGAUGCAGGCAUGGUGGGCGAUCUGAGGCUGCAGGCGGGGCGAGGGGAUGUGGGGGGGAGUGUGGGCAGUGGGGACAGGCGGGGGCGAGGAGGGGGAAGAGGAGGCGCGGCAGGCGUGGCAGCAGCGGCUAAGCUGAGUCGCUUCGCGGGGGGUGGGGGGGAUGGGGGCCCUGGUGGAGGGGUGGGGGGGAGAGCAGCAGGUGGGCAGGCUGGGAGUGGUCGGGGGAGCAUGGAGGGGCAGGCGGUGGGGGGAGGGGCGGGUGGGAGGGAUGUGGGUGGUGGGGAGGCAAGGGGGGGAGGCGAGAGGUGGGAUGCGGAGGGAGAGGGCGAAGGGUGGUGUGUGCGCAUGACACGUGUGUGGACGGGGCUUAUAGGCCAGGACAAGGCCUCCCACGUCCUGCUGCUCUCCCACACCCCCCUCCCCUCCUCUCCCCCCGGCCCCCCUGUCCCCUGCCCCCACCGCACAUCCCUCCCUGCCGCCGUCGCGCCUCUCCUCAGUCCCUCGCCCCCCCGUGGCUCCGCCACUCUUGCCUUCUGCUCGCCAGCCCGCCAGCGCUUGUGGGUGCGACACGUGGCGUAUGGGGGGGCAGGGAACGGUCCGGGCAAAGGGGAGGCGGAGGAGGAGGAGAGCAGGGCCGAUGGGGAAGGGGGGAGUGGGGGAGGCGGGAAUGAGGGCAGCGGGAGGGUGGUGCACAUGGAGGGGCGGCGCUGCUGGUCGGUGGAGGCUGUCUCCGCUGUGGCUCUGAGCCACACAGCUCCCGUCACCCCUCUGCACCGCAUCAAUCGCUUUCUCCUGGUUGCGGACUGGCAUGGCUCGCUCACGCUGAUGGUGGGUCAUCACAGCCACCUUGCUUCCACUGCCUUGUACCACACACGCACCACUCAAUGUAUCCCUGGAGCACCUCACAGGCACCUCACAGGCACCUGA